Messenger RNA from Argentina anserina (silverweed cinquefoil), 1402 nucleotides. RefSeq names its product protein DJ-1 homolog B-like. Bases 63 to 1256 code for a protein of 397 amino acids. The record is from RefSeq and is a predicted model, not a curated record. Gene Ontology annotation, cellular component: cytoplasm. Gene Ontology annotation, biological process: glyoxal metabolic process. Lineage: Eukaryota; Viridiplantae; Streptophyta; Magnoliopsida; Rosales; Rosaceae. The transcript is spliced from 8 exons.
CCAAACCACUCUUCCACUCUUCACUCUCUUUCCCUCUCUCCUCCUCCUCCACCACCACCGCCAUGGCUUCCGCCUCUCCCGCCAAGAAGGUUCUGGUUCCGAUUGCCAACGGCACGGAGCCCAUGGAGGCCAUCAUCGCCGUCGAUGUUCUGCGCCGUGCCGGAGCUGACGUCACCGUGGCUUCUGUGGAGAAGCAGCUGAGGGUUGAGGCUUGUCACGGGGUUAAGAUCAUCGCUGAUGCUUUGGUCUCCGAUUGCGGCGGGAGCUCGUUUGAUCUCAUCACUCUACCUGGAGGCAUUCCAGGUGCUACCAAUCUUAAGAAUAGUGAGGUCCUGGAGAGCCUGGUAAAAAAGCAAGCUGCCAAUGGAAUGCCCUAUGCUGCAAUUUGUGCUUCACCUGCAGUGGCUUUUGGAUCUUGGGGUGUGCUGAAGGGAUUGAAAGCAACUUGCUAUCCAUCAUUUAUGGAGCAAUUGGCAGCAUCUGGUGCAACUGCUGUUGAAUCGAGAGUGCAGCUAGAUGGCAAUUCUGUGACAAGUCGUGGACCUGGUACUACCAUGGAGUUUUCUGUUGCACUUGUUGAGCAAUUGUAUGGGAAAGAGAAAGCUGAUGAAGUUUCUGGUCCCCUGGUGAUGCGUCCCAACCAUGGGAAGGAAUAUACCAUAACUGAGCUAAACCCAAUGAAGUGGACUUGCACUGAUUCCCCAAAGAUUCUUGUACCAAUAGCUAAUGGUACAGAGGAAAUGGAAGCUAUUAUGAUCAUUGAUAUUCUACGACGAGCCAAAGCAACCGUUGUAGUGGCAUCUGUAGAAGACAAGCUAGAAAUUGUUGCCUCCCGCAAAGUUAAGCUGGAAGCAGAUGUGCUCCUGGAGGAAGUAGCAAAAAGUUCGUAUGACCUAAUAGUUUUGCCUGGUGGACUUGGUGGUGCUCAAGAAUUUGCAAAAUCAGAAACACUUGUAAAUUUGUUAAAAAAGCAGUGGGAAUCAGAUAAGCCUUGUGGAGCAAUAUGUGCUUCACCAGCUUUGGUCUUUGAACCUCAUGGCCUACUCAAGGGAAAAAAGGCCACAGCUUUCCCCGCAAUGUGCGACAAGCUGUCAGACCAAAGUGAAAUUGAAAAUAGGGUAUUGGUUGAUGGUAACCUCAUCACCAGCAGGGGGCCUGGAACUUCAAUGGAGUUUGCACUAGGAAUUGUUGAGAAAUUUUUUGGCCGUGAGAAAGCUAUAGAGCUUGCAAAAGUUAUGGUUUUUGUUCAUCCAUAAAACUAGCACAUAGAGAUGUCAAGAGUGGGAUUCAUGUGUUUAUGAGGUUAUGUACCACGGCUUUGUAUGUAAAUAAACUGUAUCGAAGGAGCUCCAGAUCUUCCGAUAGAUGGGCCUAGAAGUCUCUGAUUUCACUGCCUACUUAG